AUGGACAACAUUAUGAAUCGACCCGAACGAUUCAGCGAAGCAAACCAAGAUAAAGGCUUGGGAGAAAUUCUAACACCAUCAGAAUACCUCAAUCGCGGAAUCAAAGUGAUCCGCGCCAUCGAGGACGCCAUCAACACCACCCCUCACAGUAUUGAAAGACUCUGUUUCGGCGCCAUGCGCAACAUCCUCACCGACCCAAAGCAUCCUAUCGACUUCGAAGGCUAUCACUGGUCCGAAGUCAAUUUCCAUUCGAAAGGAUACACCAACAGGGGGUUUGACGCAGUUUGGCCCGGAUUCAAUUGUGUCUGCAACGUGUGGGUAUCUGCGAAGGUGGGUACAGUCAUUGUGCAAACGUCAGCUACGGCGACUGAUCUUGACAUUCCCGGACUAGAUACACCACGUCUCUACAAUAGUGAGCUCAUCUACCAAGCUUGGCGCGAUGCGGUCACUGCGAAUGUGACAGGUUCAUCUCCCCAAGUAGUGUCAAAACUUACAGAUUUAAAGUACAUCAUCCGUGCUCCAAUUGGUAAUUCAGGAACCCUUGCUACCAUGAGAGAUGUUCUUCUCUCGCAAGGUGUCUCGAAAGGCCAAAUUGAAAGUGAAGUGACGGUGAAGCGAACUUUUGACGACCCAUCGAGUACAGAAGAUACAUGUUUGGAACAAAUUCAUACCAUUUUUGGCGCCAUGAUCUUCGAACUAGGCGAGGAGAAAGCUUCGACCGAACUCGAGAGAGAAAAAAGCGCCCCUAGUCAAGGUAAGUCAACCACCACACACGCUCCUUCCCAAAAACCUCAACCCCCCCAACUUCCCCCAGCAGCCCCGGCCAAAGUCACUAGGAGGAUUAGCGAGAGGGUAAAGAAUUUGAUGAAGAAGUUUGAAGAGUGA
Botrytis sinoallii is the source of this 885-nucleotide messenger RNA. RefSeq lists its product as uncharacterized. The record is from RefSeq and is a predicted model, not a curated record. Bases 1 to 885 code for a protein of 294 amino acids. NCBI's taxonomy places the organism in Eukaryota, Fungi, Ascomycota, Leotiomycetes, Helotiales, Sclerotiniaceae. The transcript has 3 exons.